Molecule: messenger RNA, 2077 nt
Organism: Limulus polyphemus (Atlantic horseshoe crab)
Lineage: Eukaryota; Metazoa; Arthropoda; Merostomata; Xiphosura; Limulidae
Product: failed axon connections-like
Exons: 5
Coding region: 157-1266 (369 amino acids)
Cellular component (GO): cytoplasm
Source: RefSeq, a predicted model, not a curated record
CGCGCCCACGAAGUUCACUGGUGUGACAAGGAAGACUCCGAAAGAGCAAGCUGCGGGUGUGUUGAGCAGAAGGAAGAUCGCGAGCGACGAGAACUGAUCCAUCAUCGCUCCUGUCGCCAUUUUGAAGUAGAUAUUUACCUCUUGACAGCCGACGCCAUGACAAGUACAGAAACUACCGCAGAAAACGCUACUAUCGAGACCACGACAAAUACUGCCCCAUCGGAUAACGCUGAUAAUACCGAAACUAAGGGCGAAAAUACCAGCAAGACUACGACACAAACCAGAAAACAAACACCCGUGCACAAAACCGACUUUGAGAAGGAUGUCGUUUACUUGUAUCAGUUCGUACGGUGUCCAGUUGUUCCUUCUGUUUCACCGUUCUGCCUGAAAGUUGAGACGUGGUUACGAAUGACAGGAUUGAAGUACGAGAAUGUGGACCACCGUCUAAAAUACAAGUCCAAAAAGGGACAGCUUCCUUUUGUGGAACUAAACGGUACCGAAAUAGCAGAUUCUGACAUCAUCAUCGGCGAACUAACUAAGAAGUUUGAGAAAGAUCUGGAUGCAGAUCUUAGUGUAGACCAGAAGAACAUCAGUCAUGCUUUCAACUCGAUGCUCAACAACCACACCUCCUGGGUGAUGCGUUGGUGGCGUUACACUCAUCCCAGUCAGUUUCUAAAGACUGCUCAACUGGAUGUGAAGCAAGUUUUAAAUUCAAAACUACCAAAAGGCGUUUUACAGUUUUUCUUCAAAAUGGGCUUCAAAAGCAACGUUAAAAAGACCAUUGGUCACGGUCUUGGACGUCACAGUAACGAAGAAAUUUUGCAGUUCGGGAAAAAUGACUUGAAGGCACUCUCAGAAUAUCUUCAGGAGAAACCCUUCUUCUUCGGGGAUGAACCCCAUCUUUUGGACUGUGUGGCCUUUGCUCAUUUGUGCCAAUUCUACUACGUUCCUUUUGGGGACAUGAAAGAAUAUAUGGAUACUGAGUGCACCAACCUGGUUAACUUCUUGGAAAGGAUGAAAGAACGCUACUGGCAAGACUGGGAAGAGAUGACAAAGACACUUGGGCUCAAUACUCAUCUUCCGAAAAAAGAGCAGAAAGAAGAAGUCAAGGAAGAAGAGAAGGAGAAAGAGAAUAAAGAAACUGAAGUUCCAGCUGAAGAGAUAGACAAAGAUGAAAAAAAAGAUGUUGAUGAGAAGAAAGAAGAAAAGAACAAUGACGAGGGAACCGAGGAGAAAACUAAAGAAGAAAGUGAGAAAAAGGAAUGAGGAACACAUAAUUAGUUGUUUGUGAUCCGAACUGACCAAAUAUCUACUCAUUUUGAUUUUGUGGUCAUAAGUAUAGACAUGGUGUACCAGCUCACUUUGAUAUGGAUGUUGUAUUUCAUGUUGCUCGUGGCUAACCCCCAGGCCACUCUGUGGGGGAUAAAUGAUAGCUAUAUUCUGAAUUACACGUUUUUCAUUCCAAACGUCAAGUCAGUAUUUCCCCCUUGCAUGUUCAGAAAUCAUUAUUUUUUAUUUGAAUUUAUAAGUCAACUUUUGUGUAGCUGUAGUUAUGCUUGAUGUACAGUUCUAUAGUCUUACCUGGCAGCUGUUUGCUCAAUGUGCUUAUCACCCAUAACUGUCUUACUGUGCUUCUCAUAUUUCACUUACACGGGACAUUAAGAUAAAAGCCCUAAUCGCACACUAGUUUUUUUACAGAAUUUUCUAUGUAUUUACUGAAGUAAAGUUACAAAGACAAAUCUUACACACUUAUAUAAAAAAAAAUCUUUUUUAACAAUGCAUUUUAAGUCUUCGCUAAGACUACUGUUAAAGUUGUGAAUAAUACAAUAUUUCCACGUGUCAGUGUGUUGAACAGCUAAGUAAAGGUGAACAUUGACAUAUUUUUAGCAUCAGGUCUACACUUAAAUGUAACAUUUUAUGUGCAAGUAAUUCUUUUUUAUGACUUUCGUAACUUUUUAUGCUGUAUUGUGUAGUUGUUUGUAAACCAUGUAUUGUCUGCUGUCUGUGUGUAUAAAAGUUUCUCAUUAAAAAAAAAAGUUUGUAACCACUGGCAUUGUGAUUAAAUUGUUGAUUGUAA